GCGGCUCCCUGUAUAGGAGCGAGUGUAAACAACAGAUUUAAAGAUGUGGAUUUUGUUUUUAAUCACGUAUAAAUCAUUGCUGCGGUGCCUUCACGGGAUGACCGGACACACUGAGGAGAUCAGCCGGACUCCCCAGCGGCCACGUUUCAUUCUUCGAUAAAGAAGAUAAAAAGCACCAUUGAAGGCCGGCCCAUCCAUAUUUGUUUACAUCCUCCAGUCGUACUCACCUCAGCCACCAUCAUGCCCGGUGACGACAGACCACCGCAACAGACCCGCCAGAGGAAAAAGGGUAAAAAGUCCCGUUCCAAGGGGAAGAGCCCCGGCGGGAGCCCCGGCUCUGGGCUGGGACCGGCUUUAGACAGUCAGGAUGAGUUCCUGUUGCCCCCCGUCCUCCAGCCUCCUCCCAAAAAGCCCGCGGAGGAGAAGCCCAAGGUGGCCGUCACCAAGGUGGAGGAGGAAUCGUCCAUCGCCAUCUGCCUCCAGGUGCUGUUUCCCUACCUGCUGGCCGGGAUGGGCAUGGUGAUGGCCGGCAUGGUGCUGGACAGCGUGCAGCACUGGGAGGUCUUUAAGGUCAUCACAGAGGUUUUCAUCCUGGUUCCCGCGCUGGUCGGACUCAAAGGAAACCUGGAGAUGACCCUGGCUGCUCGCCUCUCCACCGCUGCGAACACGGGACAGAUGGACGACCCGGACAGACAGUGGACCAUGGUGUGCAGCAACCUGGCUCUCAUACAGGUCCAGGCCACAGUGGUGGGCUUCCUGGCGGCCGUGGCGGCCGUGUGUCUGGGGGCGUUUUCCCGCGGCGGCGUGGAGCUGGAUCAGGCCGCCGUGCUGUGCGCCAGCAGCAUCACCACCGCCUUCGUGGCGGCGCUGUCUCUAGGCUUGGUGAUGAUCGGCGUGAUCAUCGGAUCCAGGAAGGUGGGCAUCAACCCCGACAACGUGGCCACGCCCAUCGCCGCCAGCCUGGGGGAUCUGAUCACUCUGUCCCUGCUGGCGGGCGUCAGCAGCACGCUCUACCAGUACAUGGAUAUCUGGUACCUGUCUCCCCUGGUGUGCCUGGUCUUCCUGGCGCUCAUCCCGCUGUGGGUUCUGGUGGCUCGGCAGAGCCCUCAGAUCCGGGAGGUCCUGCGGUCGGGCUGGCAGCCGGUCAUCGUGGCCAUGUCCAUCAGCAGUUUCGGAGGCCUUAUACUGGACAAGACGGUCAGUGAUCCCAACUUUGAGGGCAUGGCCGUCUUCACGCCCGUCAUUAAUGGAGUGGGUGGAAACUUGGUGGCCAUCCAGGCCAGCAGGAUUUCCACCUACCUGCACUUCUGGAGCAUCCCGGGCGUGCUGCCCUACAAGAUGAGGCAACACUGGCCCAACCCCUGCAUCACCUUCUUCUCCUCAGGAGUGAACUCCAAGUCGGCGCGGGUCCUGCUGCUGCUGGUCGUACCGGGCCACCUGGUCUUCCUGUACGCCAUCUCUCUGCUGCAGGGGGACGAAGCCCCCAUCUCUACAGCCUUCACCAUCUGCUACCUGUGUGCCGCUCUGCUCCAGGUGACCAUCCUCCUUUACGUGGCCGACCUGAUCGUACGUUUGAUGUGGAGACGGAGUCUGGACCCCGACAACUUCUCCAUCCCGUACCUGACGGCUCUGGGAGACCUGCUGGGCACCGGCUUCCUGGCCCUGUGCUUCCGCUGCGUCUCGCUGCUCCACAGUCUGGGUUUAUGAAGUCCGGCCUCGUCCUCGACUCCUCGCCAGCCUCGCACAGAAAAACUCUCCGCCGGACUCCUCUGGAACAAAUUCCAGCCUCUGCUGUGGAGGAGACUCCACACAUUCAUCCCGCUGCCUGAGCAAACAAACCUUUAAACGCUCCCGUAGAUUUAUUUGACGGUCAUUCCUCUGGAUAUUUUUGGAAGCUUUCUCAGCUUCGCGGCGUAGCAGCUUAAAGGAAACAGAACUUUUCAUCACCUUUGUGUCACUGUGAUCAGCUGCUACUUGAAACUGGAGGACGUAAAGUCUGACCUGUUCCUUCAACACCUGGACUUCUGUCAUCCGAGUGGACGGACAGGCCAGGUCCAGAGCACAUCAGUCCUUAAUCAUCCACAGAAUGUAUCUACAGUCUCAUAACCAAAAUCCUGGUUUUCUUACUUAAUUCUUGACUUCCUCAAACGGACGAAUAUCAUCAGUGUGAAAAGGAAAACUGUGUUUGUGCUUCGAACUCACAUUUCAGCAACGGAAAUGGUUUGUGUUUACGAUCGCGUGCGUCCAUCAUGGCUACCUCUGUGGCUAGUAGCUGGAAUUUAACUGUUUGCACAGAAAAUGUAAUUUAGUUCCAGGAAUUGUUUGUUUUCAGGAUUUUAAAAGGUACAUUAGCACAUGAAUACACUCAUAUCAAAAGCUAGCUGCCGGCAUAUUCUAACUGAGCUGAGCAUAUAGAGACAGGCAGCAGGACAGAGCGACUGGGAACGUUCCCAACGUCUGAAGGACGAUUCACAGUUCUGAGGUGGAAACAUGCAGCAACAUUAGUGUGAAAAGUCAAAUCAAAGCAACAAAGAUACAACAGAUUUAGCUCCAGGCAGUAAUGAUCUCAAAGAACAAGCUUUCUUUGACGGUUUGGUCAAAAUACUCAUCCUGAACCCAAACCUUGUGAUCUGCCUUCAGCUAAGUAUCUCAUCAAACCUCCCCUGUGUUCAUUUAUGCCUUUGGAACGGGAUAGCCAAGGCUAGCAGCUAGCAUAAGAAUUGAGAUAAUGUCAGGAACCCAAGAAGAUCCGUUUGAUGUUAAGUCAGCAUAGAAACUGUCAAAAUCAAUAAUUUUAUGGAUGUAUAAUCAACCAAACCAUCCUAGAAUGUCUAUUCAAGAUGCACUUGAUGAGAUCUGCUGUUUUAUCUUUUGAUUUCCAUCUUCUGUUGCAGAGACAUAAACUGGUACAAGCUAAUGUUGCUAACAACGAGAUCCGAGGUUUACUCCACAAAGGUGUUGGUCGUCGCACGUCCCACGAGAAAAACCCUCAAACGUCUCUGAAACAGUCCUGUCUUACCUGUGACUUUUAUUUAUGUGACGAUGUGUGUGUGUUGUUGGAGUUUUUAAUCGUGAGCCUGUUCCACACGAGAAGGAGAUGAAUUAUUUACUUGACUCAGUCGGUUUCACUCGAGCUUUCUGUAGCAGAUCUGUGACAAUUAGACCACAACUAAAGAUUGUGUUGUACCAGCACGUAACUGUCUUAAAUAGUGGGGCUGGAUGCUAAAUCACAUUGUCUGUAUCAUUACAAAGUCAAUCAUAACUUGCUGUUGCUGUUAAAAGAAAUUGCUAGCAUAAGCCCAGUUUUAACUUUGAACUGCAGCAAAGCUGAAUACAGCUCAAAUCUAAACAAGUUUUCCUCCACAUUCAGGAAGUGUCUGUUGAAGCUCUCUAUCGUCCAGCCCGGUUAGCAGUCCAGAGUGACGUACGUGACUUGCAAACUUGCACUUUUUCUUCGUUAGCGCUCUGAAGUUGCCUUGAAAACAAGAUGAGUGUCUCGUCCACAACAUCACGUCGGUGU
Molecule: messenger RNA, 3520 nt
Organism: Salarias fasciatus (jewelled blenny)
Lineage: Eukaryota; Metazoa; Chordata; Actinopteri; Blenniiformes; Blenniidae
Gene: slc41a3
Product: solute carrier family 41 member 3
Exons: 11
Coding region: 241-1707 (488 amino acids)
Biological process (GO): monoatomic cation transport
Cellular component (GO): plasma membrane
Molecular function (GO): monoatomic cation transmembrane transporter activity
Source: RefSeq, a predicted model, not a curated record